UCGCCUGCGGUUAACUGGGACCUGGAUCCUUACAAAAUCUUUGUAAAGCCGCUGCCCGAGGCUAUGAAAGAGUGCGAUCUGCAUUCCUAUUUCUCACAAUUUGGCCUUAUCACCGAAGUUAUCGGGCCCAUUGAGAAGAAAGGCACGGCUUCUGUUCGCUGUGGGUUCAUAACUUUCCUCGAAACCCACUCUGUUAGACGUGUGCUUGAGGCCCAGCCACUUCUGUUAGACGAGAAUCACUUAAUUGCCCGCUUGGCAAGAAAAAAACCUCUGGACGACAAUGGGUAA
Dibothriocephalus latus is the source of this 288-nucleotide messenger RNA. The record is from the annotation of a GenBank genome assembly. NCBI's taxonomy places the organism in Eukaryota, Metazoa, Platyhelminthes, Cestoda, Diphyllobothriidea, Diphyllobothriidae.